CGAUUUGGGGUUUUGCAAAGUACCUUAAAUAGUUUCACUACGAUCACCAUCCAACCGAAUGCUGAUCGAACGAUUAGGAAACAGCUAACGUUCAUUCCAUUUUUUUUGUUCCCUCUGUACAACAGUUUGUACAGCUGAAGUUUCUCAAAAUACACACCAACUAAACCUUCCUCAGCUUGUCUACGCGAGUCGAUCGCGGGAAAAAAAACAUCUGCAUUUAACAUCGAAACAGAUAACGGGAACAUCCGGACAUCGGGACAGCGAACGGAGUGCCGAAGAAGAGUGGAACGAUCACCCCGCCAAGGCAAGAUAGCUGACUGCGUGCGUGUGCCGAGCCAGAGAAGGGUGACUAGCUCCGGUGGAUCCACAGAACCGAACGAUUCGUGCGCGUGUGCAGUUGCGUGACCAUUACGUUCCAGCAGUGUCUGGUCGGCUUUUGUGUGCCCUGCUGAUAAGUGAAUUCUCAAAUCAAUCAGAGACAGGCGUAGAUAGGGGACGGUAAAGUGAUUCAGGUGUUUGCCGUGUAUAUCCUUCCAACGAAGCACAGCACAAUAUGUCGUCGAAGAGCAGCAGUGCCACCUCGAACGGGUCGACCACACCGAAGUAUGAUGCGCGCCUCUGCCAUGUGGUAAAGCGGCCCGAUUUCGACGGGUACGGGUUUAACCUGCACGCCGAAAAGGGUCGCCCGGGACAGUACAUCGGCAAGGUGGACGACGGAUCGCCGGCAGAAUCGGCCGGUCUGCGGCAGGGCGAUCGGAUCAUCGAAGUGAACGGUCAGAACAUCACGACCGAAACGCACAAAAAGGUGGUCGAACUGAUCAAAGCCGUCGCGAACGAAACCCGACUGCUCGUGAUCGAUCCGCGGGCGGAUGCGAAUGAUCUGAAAAUGGCACUGGCCAAGGCGGCAGCCGGUAUGGUUAGCAACGGUACCGCCAACAACAACAACACCACCACAAACGGUACGACCAAUGGACAUCAUGAAGCGAACGGUAUGAACGGUACAGGCAAGGAGAAUGGUCAGAAGAAAGAAUCAAAGGAAGGUGUAAGCGCUAAGAUGGAGGAAAAAUCACCCAAAUCCACCACUAACGGCAUGGCGACCGUUAACAAUAAUAACAACAAUAACAACAACAACAACCACAGUCACAGCAAUGGCAAUGGAACAACAAACACCACGCCCGAAUCGCCGGUGAUGGAGAAGAUCAUAGACGACACGAAAAAGGUCCUCACCGUGACGGAUGGUGCGGCUAUCGGUAAGAUGGCACUGAACGGUACUGUUCCACCUACGCCGACUAAUGGAACUACGGAUCCGAGCAAAACGACCCCCACCGAAGGCAAGAAGCUGAAUCUACCGAUGACGGCGGCGGAGAUGCGGGCACAGCUGGCCGCACGCAAGAAGUACGAUCCCAAGAGUGAGGUGUGCGAUCUGCGCAAAAAGUACGACAUCAUACAGAAAAUGUAAGCCGUGGUGCGACUCACUUGCCAGGAGUUGUGUUUUUUUUGUGUUUGGCAAAAGAUGUGUAACGCAGCUGUAACGCACAUUCAAGUUGCAAAGAAAAGAAAAUGAAAACUUCUAACGCAUAAAUGAUCCUCCGCAGUGUGUGUGUAGCAAUGGAUUAUGGUGAAAGUGAAAACGGCAAAGCUUCUUUCCGGGUUUUGCGGAUGUUGCCUAUUUGUCCCUUAUCUUGUAGAAUUGUUGCGAGGCAAUCCGUUGCCUGCCGGUUGGUCAGUUAACUGUAAACAUAAGUCGACCAAGCCAAGGGGAUGGUUGUUGCGGAUAUUUAUUCAGAAAAAGCUUCUCAUUUGUUUGGUACGAUCUUCUCUCGGCUACUCGAAUGAAUUUACAUCCCGACGUGUAUGCGCCUCUGAUCCGGUGUGGCGUAUCCAUUUCCUCACUAAGCCGUUUGAGCCGUAGAUGUUUUGUUUGUUUUUGGGGGAUAGGUUGAGGUGGGUAGUUGCCGACCGGUGUGUGAGUGUUAAUGUAGUUUGUACUUGACAGAGAAAGUACGCCGUACCGGAAGUGAUCAAUGUUAGGUUGAGUAAUGUGAUGUACGGGACACUCCGGAUAAGACGACGUACCGUUGAGUGUAGUUUGUUUGUUGUAGCAAGCAGUUAUCAUCGGCCAAGAUUGCACGGAUUGGUUGCGUUAAAUGGUGUUCUAAUUUAUAACUCUCCCCCGUCCUCAUUUGUGCUAUAGCAUUCCUGCUCAAGGUUCGAUUUAUGGCUUCCUAAUUGACCUUUGGCAAUGUUCCAUUGAAAAAAAAAAACUAUCAACAAACGAAAAUACGUAAACCACAUUUCGGGCAACGAGCAGACGUAGGACCGAUAAAGGAAUAGAAGCAAUAUCGUACCGUAUCAAUCGCUACAGUAAAUGUUGAAUAUGUCGGUUUUGCAACGCAGUUACCCGCUAUCACACACGUUUCGGGAACGUUGUCGUUGAACUGCCGCUGUGCGUGUGUGUGUCUGGUGUUGCGUGUUGGCCUGAUAACUUCGACACGUAAACCAUCCAACUAUAUCAGUACCUUCUUUGUGAUCGGAUCGAUAGAUAAGCACCAACGUUGACAAACACUCACUGUUCGAUGCUAGAUGUAGACGACAAAACAUAAAACGACAAACACUUUUGAGAGAUAGUGAGGAGAAAAUUAAUUGAUUGUGUAAAAUUGUGCAAAAAAAAAAGGAAACCUCAAAACGGGGAGUCGAUUUUCUCCACAACACAUUCUUUAGACAGGGGGAAGGUGGAUUGGUCAGUUAUUGGUGUUGUGAUAAGUGCACAACAUUAAGGUUAAGAACACUUUCCAAUAGAAAAAGAAACCUUUCCUUCGAUUAGUAUCGAAGGCAUAAAGAAACAUUCUUUCUCAACGUUGUAUAGUACAUCACAUUGCGAUAAAAAAAAACAAUAAUUAUUAGUUUAAAGUAACCGAAAUAAGCAAAAAAAACAUCACUCUAAAACAAGUUAAAAAAAAGAAUAGUGAACAAAAAACAAACACGUGUGCCAAAAUUCUUCACACUCGCUGCUCUUCCGUUACACAAAAACCUGGCUCAGAUUAAAACUGGCUUUUUACAGUCAAGUCUUUCCCCUCCGCCCCAAAACCAACGUAACCUACCUUCAGAUUGCGGUUUGUUAGUUUGCAUUUCGCUUGCAUUAUGAAGAUUACGUUUACGAGCAAUCGUUUAUGUGUAGUGUGUAGCCAUAGGAAAAAGAGGAAAGGAUCCUCUCCCGAACCAUUUCGCCAGAGUUGUGAAAUGCCCAAUAAUGUUAAGAAGCGGCGCACAGCUGUGCACAACCUGAUGGGCAGGAAUAAAAGGGAAUGGAAGUGUUAAAGGAAGGUGGAAAUUACAUUAAGCAGUACAGUAUAACAAACAUAUAAAAAGUGCAUCUUGUGGAGAUGCUUUUGCACCGAAUGCAAAGCUGUAAUAAGUAGAAUAAAGUAUUUAUGAUGUAAGAAGAA
Molecule: messenger RNA, 3446 nt
Organism: Anopheles funestus (African malaria mosquito)
Lineage: Eukaryota; Metazoa; Arthropoda; Insecta; Diptera; Culicidae
Product: Na(+)/H(+) exchange regulatory cofactor NHE-RF1
Exons: 2
Coding region: 554-1459 (301 amino acids)
Biological process (GO): protein localization to plasma membrane
Cellular component (GO): apical plasma membrane
Molecular function (GO): protein-membrane adaptor activity; protein binding
Source: RefSeq, a predicted model, not a curated record